CAUUCGUGGGCGGGAUAGACUAGUACAUAGUGCGCAGAUUUAGAGCACAGGCUUUGAUUUCUGCACUAAUCCUUCGACAGGAGUAAUUACAGUCAAAUAAAUGGAGGACACAAAGCUUGAAGAGACACCCGUGGAGGAGCAGAAAGAUGAGGAGAAUAAGUUCUGUCCAGAGAAAGUGGAGGAAGCCAAACUGAAGGCCAAAUACCCUCACCUGGGCAAUAAACCUGGAGGAUCUGACUUGCUCAGGAAAAGACUGCAGAAAGGGCCAAAGUACUUUGACUCGGGCGACUACAACAUGGCAAAGGCCAAGAUCAAGAACAAGCAGCUUCCCGCAGCUCAGACGGAGAAGGCAGAGAUCACCGGCGACCACAUCCCCACCCCUCAGGACCUGCCGCAGAGGAAACCCUCUUUGGUGGCCAGCAAACUGGCCGGCUGAUACCCUCCGCUGGCCUUCACUCCCACUACCUGUCUCGUCAUCCACAUUUCUCUCUGAUCCUGCAUUCCUGACUCUGUCCUGUCCUCUCUUCUCUUAACUCCAUGUGAAAAUACACUGAAUAUUCAAGGGUUACAGAUGUUACAGAGUUGUACCGAACUGCAGCACUGUGAGAUGGGUCGCUUGUGGCCCGAGAGGGGGUGAAGUUCUCAAAGGUCUUCUGAUGUUUAAUGUGUUGUAGUAUAUAUAGCUGGAAGUGUACAUAUUUACUAGUAAGUCAGGGCAAAUGGCAUUUUACAAGUUGUUUUACAUUUUAAUUGGAACCAUUCCUGAAUUACCCACUGCUUAAAAGGAUGGUUCACCAAAAAAUGCCAUCAUUUACGCACCCUACAUCGUGUAUUUCAUUAUCAAAUGGCUUCAGAAGUCGUGUGGAUGCCUAUGGUGCUUGACCGCCUCAGUCCCCAUUCGCUUUCAUCUUAUGGAAAAGAGCAGCCCGGACAUCUUCAAAAUAUCUCCUUUUGUGUCCCAUAGAAGAAUAAAGGUUUGAAAUGACAUGAGGAUGAGCAAGUAAUGACAGAAUUGUCAUUUUUUGGUGAACCAUCUUUUUAAUUAGGGAGUUGUGCUUGAAUCGAUAAUGAAUUGAAGGUAAUCGCUAAUAAUGUCACUGAUCUGCACCCUGUUUCUUUCACGAGAAGGCUCUUUUCUUUUCGUGUUGUUUCAGCUUUAUGUGGAGGACAUUCAAUUGGUCAUGUUUGAGAGCAUGUAACGCUGAUCUCUAAGGCUGCUUUCAGCUUGCCUUGUAUCAUAGUGCUUAAAGCCUUAUAAUGAUGUAGUGCCAAUGCACAGAUUGGCAAGCAGUUCUAGAUCCUCACUACACAUUCAUUUCAUAUGUGACUUUUUUCGUGUUUGGCAUUAGACAGCAGGCAGAUAGUGAGGAGGCCUCUCCACCCUCUGAUGUUCACGAUAAACUCCAUGAGAUCGCCUGUAUCUUGUCUUCUAUGCAGAGGAGGAAAGCAGUUGUCUGUCGGCACCUCACGCCACGGUCUGCAUGAGCAUAAACUGUGGUCGCUUUUGAGCCAUGUUGACUUGUAAAUAAAAUAGUUUUGCAAAC
Xyrauchen texanus (razorback sucker) is the source of this 1544-nucleotide messenger RNA. RefSeq names its product cAMP-regulated phosphoprotein 19-like. The coding region runs from base 101 to 436 and encodes 111 amino acids. The transcript is spliced from 3 exons. Gene Ontology annotation, molecular function: protein phosphatase inhibitor activity. NCBI's taxonomy places the organism in Eukaryota, Metazoa, Chordata, Actinopteri, Cypriniformes, Catostomidae. The record is from RefSeq and is a predicted model, not a curated record. Gene Ontology annotation, cellular component: cytoplasm.